Messenger RNA from Stegastes partitus (bicolor damselfish), 3982 nucleotides. RefSeq names its product cap methyltransferase 2 (gene cmtr2). Bases 56 to 2362 code for a protein of 768 amino acids. Gene Ontology annotation, molecular function: methyltransferase cap1 activity. Gene Ontology annotation, cellular component: cytoplasm; nucleus. Lineage: Eukaryota; Metazoa; Chordata; Actinopteri; Pomacentridae. The transcript has 3 exons. The record is from RefSeq and is a predicted model, not a curated record. Gene Ontology annotation, biological process: methylation; 7-methylguanosine mRNA capping.
CAGGGUGGUUCCGCUUCCUGGCAGCAGCAGCAGCAGCUUCAGUCCGGUGUGGAGGAUGAACUCAGGCAAUGGCACCAGGAGGAAAGUCAACAAGCAGCAGCAGCAGCAGCUUUUCAACAACAUGGUGGCGUCUGACACCGAAACACUGGCCGAGAUGCAAAGUCUUUUCAGUAAAGUCCGAACCUAUGCGAGACCAUCCAGUGGCGAGUGGACCAUCCCCGACCAAAACAUCGCUCUGAGACACCCGGCGGAGGAGCACUGCCGUCUGCAGGCGCUGAAGUUGUCACUGAACUCUGUGAAGAACGAGCUCAGCGACAAGAACGUACAGGUGUGGCAUCAGCACACCAACUCCACCAACCGGGCCGGGAAGGUGAUCGCUGCCGUACGUUCCGCCGCCAACGCAGAGAUCUGCACUCAGGCCUGGUGCAAGUUCUACGAGAUCCUGGGGUCCUUUAAUCUUUUUCCAGAGGAGGCUCUUCAGAACGGAGAGCUGAACUCGGUCCACCUGUGCGAAGCUCCAGGGGCCUUUAUAACUGCUCUGAACCACUACAUCAAAACCAGCGAGUCCACACGGUACUGUGACUGGAGCUGGGCCGCCAACACCCUCAACCCGUACCAUGAAGCCAAUGGUGGAGGCACGACCAUCGCAGAUGAUCGGCUGAUCGCCAACACUCUGCCCUGGUGGUUCUUCGGCUCAGACAACACCGGCAACAUCAUGAUUCAGGCACACUUGCUGGAUCUGCAGGCUUUUGUGUCAAACAUGCACAGAGUGGAUUUGGUGACGGCCGAUGGAAGUUUUGACUGUCAGGAGAACCCCGAUGAGCAGGAGGCGCUGGUGGCGUCGCUGCAUUACUGCGAGGUCACAGCUGCAUUGCUGCUCCUGAGCCCAGGCGGCUCCUUCGUUCUGAAAAUGUUCACCCUGUAUGAACACUCCUCCGUCUGCCUGCUCUACCUGCUGAACUGCUGCUUCCAAUCCGUCAACGUCUUCAAACCUGCCACCAGCAAGGCGGGAAACUCUGAGGUUUAUGUUGUGUGUCUGAACUAUGACGCCAAGGAGGCUGUGAGGCCUCUGCUGUCAAAACUGAUUCGCAAUUACGGGCCACAUCUGGCUGACCGAGAGGCACUUUUCCCGAGUUCUGUCCUCCCAGAGUCGUUUCUGAAACAGCAUGAAGAAGUGUGCUUCUACUUCCACACACUGCAGGUGGAGACGAUCACAGAAAACCUGCGACUGUUUGAAGAAAUGAGCACAGAGCAGCGGCAGCAGCUCGACCACAUCAGGGACUGCGUGGCUCACGAAUACCUGCAGCGCUUCCAGGUGAGCUUCCUCCCGCGGAGCAGGUGGAUCUCUCGUAACACGGUGAGUCCCGCCUGCUGCAGCGUGUCAGCUGGUCGACCGCUGGGACAGAAGAAGCAAAUAGGCUCCUUCAACGAGCGCAGGGAGUUGCAGACCCUGAGCUGGAGGCAGCGUAUUGAGAGGGGUUGCCAUGCCAGCUGGAUACAGAGACACUGCACUGAGGACGGCGGGGCGGGAGGCAUCCUGGAGGGACCGUUGUCCAAGUGCCACGUGGACUCAUGGUAUGUGAUUGUUGGGGCUGCACUGCCUGCAGUCAGAAACUCCCCGUUCUGUGAAGGAGGACUGUUAAACCACUUGAAUGAAGCCGUGAUGGACACAGCUGUAGACUGGACCCGUGUUCCUCCCUGUCACUCCUGCCAUGUGGCUUGUGCGGCCUCCAUCCUGUCCGAGGUGGCAGGUCUUUGCGCCUUUAGUGUGGGGAACAAAAAGAAGAAACAGUGCCUGGUGUUUGGCUGCCACUCAGUGUGGGGUGCUUGUGAGAGCCAAAUUGGGGAUUUAGUCUUAACAUUUUCUGCAGAGCCUUCAUUUCCUCCAAGAGGCUGCAUGUCGCUGCACGACGGGGAGCCGCUGUACCAGCAGCAGCUCGUAGCUUGUGUCCUGUUUUCCCUGCAGACCCUGAGCUCCGGAGAUGCGCUGCUGCUGCCGGUGUUCUCCGCCCUCACUCGUGUCACCGCAGCUGUUGUGCUCUGCCUGCACGCAUGUUUUCGCUCAGUCUCGUUCAGGUGCCCGCCCCCCUCCGCCGCGGUCGGGAUGCUGCUUGUGUGCGUUGACUUCUGCCCCGAAGCCGCUGCCCGAAUGCUGCCAGUUCUCACUGACGUCCAGAACUGCAUGAGUCAGCUGUUAAACGGGGGAGAGGACACGGGUAAAAGUCAGCCUGCUGGAGGUGACAGACAGGUGCUGCAGUUUGUUCCCAUGGAGGAGCUGCUCACUGGAGGACUGACUGAGUUCCUGUGGACCAUGAACUCUGAAAUCAUCCAGCGGAAGCUGCAUCUGCUCAUGCAGUCGUAGUGUAGUUUAGUGAGCUUUCACUCUGGGAUUCGUGCUGUCGCUUCAGAAGCUGUUACAGUCUGUUUUGUUCUUGUUGAAGCAGCAGACUGCUCAGCUGUGUGAGCUUCCAGCAGUUAGUCAUUGAAUCAUGUUUGCAUGCUGAUACCUACAGAGCACUCAUGUGAUUGAACAUUACACUCCGACAGCGUUGUCUGACUCUCAGUGGACGGAUUGAAACAUGUUAACGCUGAACUAGCAGGACCAGAGAGAUCCUCUCUUCUGUGCUUGUGAAAACCUGGUGCCUACGUUACCCACAGUUCAACUUGACCUUGGAAUUAAGCUUCUGUUUGACUCCACACUUCCAGAUAUCUUCCAUUUUUUGCGUUGCAGUCUUGAGGAGUAAUGCUGCCUGUUGGAGGACAUUCAUCAGAAUUCACUCGCAUGCUUUGAAGCCGCAAAAGACUUCAUAGAGCUGCUGGCACAUUUUCACUUAUUACACAUAUAUUGGUAUAAAUGUAUGCCUUAAAUGAUUAGUUACAAGAAACAGAACAGAAGCACGAAUGAUGCUGUCAUUGUAUGGUGUGUUUGAAUUCAUCAGUGAGUUUAUUUCUCAUCUGUAAACUGUUCACUACAUUUAUCAGACAGUUAUUUACUGCCCAAAUUGAACAGAUCUUUUUUCAGAGAGUGUUUUUAUUUGAUGUGCUUAUAAUAAACUUUACAAAUAGCAGCUGAUCAGCUGUUAUCAGACCAACCUUAAGGUGAAAAUAUCUUAUUUAGAUAUACAUACUUUUCUAAAGCCCAGCCCACAGUGGAAUCAAUGCUGAUAUUGAUUUAUUUCAGUUAAAAAGAAACAAUCCAAUAAUAAUGAUUUGUUGUCAUUGACUUGCAUUUGGUUAUUAAAUACGAGGGCCUAUUCGUUAAUGCACUAAGCAGGGCAUUUUAGAGUUAAAAAAUACACUUUUCAGUGUCAUGUGGCUCCACAAGAAGCUGAAACCAUCAGUCUACCGUUUUAACACAUCAGCCGGGCACGAAUGCAGAUGUCCAGCCCACGAUGUUGAAUAAAUUCAGCCUCACUUCAUCGGUUAAAUCUCACCAUGACUUCAGUUCAAAUUGUUGUAGUUUGUGUUUCACCUCCAACAACAUGUCAGUCUGUUGUGUACACAGCCACUGAAGACCUGCAGGCGAGACCAAAACUGUGAAGAUACAAACUUGCAAAGCAUGAAAAAGCAAAUUACUUUCAGUAGCUGAUCAACAGAGCUCAUCCGUGAGUAAAUUCACUGAGGAUUUUAGGGAGGCUGAACAAACAGGAGUCCACCCUCAGCCGCAAACAUCACAGAGAGUCUGGACUCUACCCCCAAGUGCCUGCUGUCUUUCAUCACAUGAUUUCAUCCCAGGAUGUUCGGGAUUUUUCCAUCUUUUCGCCAUCGUGCAGCUUGUAGCCAAAUUAGUCAUUUCUCUGUUUGUGUCCAGUGAUAUCAAACUUUCUAUCCUCAUAUCGAAGGACAUUAAAAUGUUUUAUAGGUCAUGAUCUGCUCAGCUCGAGAGGUGUUUUUAGUUUUUUCAUUUGUUGAUUCUGUUGUCAGUAUAAUUUAAUGUAGUUUAUUUUCUUACAAAAAUAAUAAAAGUGUGCACUGAUGAAUG